This is a messenger RNA of Aspergillus tubingensis, 291 nucleotides long. RefSeq lists its product as uncharacterized. The record is from RefSeq and is a predicted model, not a curated record. Bases 1 to 291 code for a protein of 96 amino acids. NCBI's taxonomy places the organism in Eukaryota, Fungi, Ascomycota, Eurotiomycetes, Eurotiales, Aspergillaceae. The transcript has 2 exons.
AUGUCUUCAUCUACCCAGAAUAAUAGCGCCUUGGAUGUCCAGCCCAAGGACGCGAAGCGUGCACUUGCGGAGGACGCAUAUGAUGACUGCCUAUCAUGCAGAGUUACUGGAUCCGCCGCAUUCAUCGGCCUCGGUGUUUACAGCUACUACUCGGGAUUGAAGAACCUCAAGAUGAAUGAAAAGGCAAUCAUGCAAGGAACAACCAAGUAUAAGAUGGGAUCUCGACAUCUCGGGCUCUUCACCAUCUCUGCGACACUAGUUGGGAUGGGAAUAUAUAGAGCCUUCAACUGA